CUGGAUGUCCCAGCCCUUCCCUCGGCCAGGAGGAGCGAGGCACUGACCCAGAGCAGCAAAUCAGCGAUUUCAAGCCCCUGAGGGAGGAUGUGGGCUUACACCGUGGGCUUCACCGUCCUGCCGCACGUCGGAGGAUUCCUCGGCUGGUUCCUCAACAGGAAGGAAAUCCCGGCGUGGUACGAGAAGCUGAAAAAACCUUCCUGGUGCCCAUCGCGCAGGGUGUUCCCCGUGGCCUGGACCAUGCUGUACACGGGCAUGGGCUACGCCUCGUACCUGGUGUGGAACGACCUGGGCGGCUGCAGCAGCAAGGCCAUCGUGCCCCUGGGGCUCUACGGGGCUCAGCUGGUGCUCAACUGGGCAUGGCCCCCCUUGUUCUUCGGUGCCCGCAACCUGAACAUGGCUCUGCUCGAUAUUCUGUGUCUGGACGGGCUGGCCGUGGGCACCCUGUGCUCCUGGUACCGCAUCAACCGCGGGGCAGCGCUGCUGCUGCUGCCCUACCUGGGCUGGCUGGCCAUGGCCACCUGCCUCACCAUCCGCAUCUGGAAGGACAACCCCGAGCACAAAUCGGGCAAGAGCGACUAAAGCGAGCAGUUCUGCCGGGAUUUAUUCCAGCGAAA
This is a messenger RNA of Sturnus vulgaris (Common starling), 617 nucleotides long. It is a transcript of the gene TSPO2, whose product is annotated as translocator protein 2. The record is from RefSeq and is a predicted model, not a curated record. Gene Ontology annotation, cellular component: mitochondrial outer membrane. NCBI's taxonomy places the organism in Eukaryota, Metazoa, Chordata, Aves, Passeriformes, Sturnidae.